Molecule: messenger RNA, 3786 nt
Organism: Durusdinium trenchii
Lineage: Eukaryota; Dinophyceae; Suessiales; Symbiodiniaceae
Source: the annotation of a GenBank genome assembly
AUGAAGGAAGCACUCAAGGAGUGGUCUUCCAAGGACCAGGUGGAAGAACUCCGAAGAUGCUUCGAGAUCUUCGAUACCGAGAAAACAGGUUUCCUGACUCGGGAGAAGAUCACUGAGAUCAUGCGCUUCGAUGGCAACAGCUUUCCAGACGAGAAGUUGGAGGCGUUGCUGGAGAAUGCACCCUUUAAUGGUCAGGGCUAUGACUAUUCCUACAUCAUGUGCUACCUCCUGGGACCUGGGGCACCGAAGAUGCCAGAAGCUCCAGAGGGGAGAGGGCAAGGAGGGAGGGAGGAGAUCAGUGAGGAUCAGGAAAAGAAGGAAGUAGGUAUCUCAGAGACAUGCUAUGAUGCCGAACGACGCAGAAUUGGGAAUGCUUCAGGUUCUGUGCGGGUUCUGUUGGAUGUAAUCGUCUCGGUCUUCAUGAACGGCUUGACCCUGCGAUUGGUGCCAGAAGAGUUGAAAGAUAAGAAGAUGGUCAUGGAAGCAGUGCAGCAAAAUGGAAUGGCUUUGCAAGCCGCACCUGGUGCUUUGAAAGAGGAUAAAGAAAUCGUCACAGCUGCGGCCCGGAGCAACUGGAGGGCAUUUGGAUUUGCGGGUGAAGCAAUGACCGAGGAUCCGGAGAUGAAAGUCUUUGCGCGCAAGCUGGAGUUGCUUGAGCUAUUCCAGAGAGAACGGUAUGGGGAGACUGUGUUUGAGGCGGCCAUGAAGGAGUUGGAGAAUGACAGGGACGUAGCCUUGGCCGCCGUGCAAGGGAACGGCGAUUUGUUGCGGUUGGCAGCUCCGGAGUUGAAGGCCAACAAGGCGAUCGUUUUGGCCGCAGUUCGACAGAAAGGAUUAGCGUUGGAACAUGCAUCAGAUCACUGGAAGAGGGACAGAGAGGUUGUUCUGGCAGCAGUCAGGGAAGAUGCCAGGGCUUUAGGUUCUGUGCCCGAAGAAUUGACGAUGGAGAAAGAAUUCAUCAUAUCAGCCGUGCAACAGAAUCCGUUUGCCUUGCAAUAUGCAUCGAAGGAAUGGAAGGCAAACAAGGAUGUAGUUUUCGCAGCCGUGGAGAUAUGUGCUACUGCCUUGGAAUUUGCAUGUGAAGACUUGAGGACAGACGGUCAGCUCGUUGCGUCCGCAACACUGCAUCGCUUGGCAACGUGUACCAGUGACAAGGCUUUCAUGCUGGAACUAGUUCAAGUUGGGGGUUUUGCCCUGCAGGUUGCGCAUCCUGAAUUGAAACGGGACAAGGAGGUGGCGCUGGCCGCAGUUCAACAACAUGGCAGCGCGUUGGAAUUCGCGGAUGUUCAGUUCAAGCAGGACAAGAAGAUGGUCUUGGCCGCAGUUCAACAACAUGGCAGGGCGUUGGAAUUCGCGGAUGUUCACUUGAAGGCAGACCCAGAAGUGGUCUUGAACGCAGUGGUGAAUGAGAUUACGGCCUUGGAAUUUGCGUCUGAUGAGUUCAAGCAGCACUCAGUCUUCAUCCAGCAGCUGAAGGGAGACAUGAUUUCUUUACUCUUGAAGAGAGAUGGCGAAUUUGGAAAAGUCUUUGGAUGUGGUGUCCUCGAGAAGUUCCUUUCAAACCACUCGGAGGAGAGGGUGAGGAACAAGUCACGCAGGGCCUUGCAAGACAAGGACGUCGUCCUGGCCGCUGUGUCACAGAACGGCUGUGCCUUGAGAAAUGCCGCAGAGGAGUUGAGGGCGGACAAGGACUUUGUCCUGGCUGCUGUGUCGCAGGACUGCCGUGCCUUGCAAUAUGCCGCAGAGGAGUUGAGGGCGGAAAAGGACCUUGUCCUGGCUGCUGUGUCGCAGGACGGAAGUGCCUUGAAAUAUGCCGCAGAGGAGUUGAGGGCGGACAAGGACGUUUUCCUGGCUGCUGUGUCGCAGGACGGGAUCGUCAGCGCACGCUUCAGCGCCACCAUCAUCAUAUCGUGGCGAGGCCGGCUGUUGAAGUAUAUACCGGAGGAGUUGCAGAAUAACAAGAAGGUUGUCUUGACGGCGGUGGCGCAAAGUGGUGAGGCCUUGCAGUUUGCAGCAGAAAAGCUCAAGAUGGACAUGGAGGUGAUCUCAGUCGCCCUGCAACAGGAUUGGGGAGCUUGGCACUUUGUUGCAGACGAGCUGAAGAGUGACCAGGAAGUCUUGGCGCUUGGUCCCAUCAAGCACUGGCCAUCACAAGUGCAAGCACGUUAUGAGUCUUUGGAAGAUGCUCCUCCAGAGCUUCGCAGCAACAAAGGGUUUAUGAUGGCUGCAGUAAAGUCCCAUGGCUAUUGCUUGAAGUACGCAAGCGAGAACUUGAAGGAGGAUAAGGACUUGGUGAUGGCAGCCAUCAUGCAGAAUGGCACGGCAUUCAAGCUCGCUGCUCAAAAGUUGCAAAAUGACCGCACCUUCGUGCUGGAUGCAGUGUUGGCAACUCGAGCACCCUGGCUUCGACAAUACGUAUCUAGCACGCUUCAGGCUGAUAGCGUUUUUCAGCAAGAGGUGGCCAACGCAGCUGGUCAUGGCCUCGUUUUUACGUGGUACAACUCGCCAGACGUCUUCAAGAACAUGCGGAAAGAUGUGAGCGCCACUGGGGCCUCUGUUCCAGGUGGAGCUGCUUAUGACAAAGUCAUGGCAGAGUUGAAGCGCGCUGAUCGUGGCCGAACGGCCACCGUUUGGUUUGAGGAAGCUUUGGUGUUUGGUGCGACCAACGAUGCCGGGGACUGGACCCAUCCAGCUGAAGAUUGCGGGCGAGAUCGGAUUGAGGCGGUCUACCCCCCCGGCUGGGGUGAAGGCCGAAUUCAGCUCUCGGACGGCAGCAGUUUCCCCAGAGAAGCGCCGGAACAUGACUUCACAAAGAAGCCCUUGGGGCAAGGCUGCCGGCGGGCUGCCGAUUGUGAAGUCUCUUGGUCUGUGAAGUGUGCGAACUUCCAGCUUCAAGGACUGGAGCGCAAAGGGAUAUUGGCACGGCUCGCUCUUCUUCUUCGGAACCUCAGAGGUCGAAUGCUGGCAGCACUGGCCCUGGUCUGCGGAGCAUCGGAGGCCGCACGCUUCCUCCCAAAGGACUUCGAGUCUCCGCAGGCGGUCGAGAUGUCCCGGAUGACCUUCCAGGAGCAAAAUGAACUGGGCCCCGAACAGUACGGUGGGGGUGCAGGUGGUGCCUUCCCACUAGAAGCUGAGCUCUUUGGAGUAGACUUGGGUGCGGUCUUGGGAGCAGGAGCGGAAGCAGGGGAUGGUACCCUGGACUUAGGAACUGCAGCCUUGCUCGAGGGUGGUGCUUUCCCGCUUGAAGCAUCCUUAGCUACAGGAGCAGCCUUGACCUUGGCCUUGGCGGCUGCUUUCACCUGGGGGACAGCUGGAGCGCCUGCAGUAGCCUUGCUGGGGGGUGCGGCCGGUGCAGGGUUUGGUGCUGCCUUUGCCUUUGCCUUGCCAUUGGCGGGGCUGCAGGGAGCUGCAGGGCUGCCAGGUUUAGCAGCAGACUUUGGAGGCGCCUUGGCAGCCGACUUGGGAACAGCACCAAGCUUUGCGCUUGCCUUAGGACUUUUGACCGACAUGGUGUCGACGACGUCGCUACACAAGCUUUGCAAGGUCAGCAUCUUUCCAAUCGCGUGGGCAAUCCUGCAGAGGCGGCCUUGGAACGGCAUGCGCAGCUGCACCAAGAAUAUGUUGUUGCAGGGAGCCAUAUGCAUGAGAACUCCAACACUGCCGCUGAACGGCCAGACAAAGACAACGGGCAGUGGCCGGUUCGCUCCAAAAGCAGACUCAGAUCUAUUUCAAGGUGGCAGAUUUCAAGAUCUAGACAUCAUUUGGCUUUCAGGCAUCGAGCUUUGA